Messenger RNA from Schizophyllum commune H4-8, 2605 nucleotides. RefSeq lists its product as uncharacterized. The record is from RefSeq and is a predicted model, not a curated record. Gene Ontology annotation, biological process: phosphorelay signal transduction system; regulation of DNA-templated transcription. NCBI's taxonomy places the organism in Eukaryota, Fungi, Basidiomycota, Agaricomycetes, Agaricales, Schizophyllaceae. Gene Ontology annotation, molecular function: sequence-specific DNA binding; DNA-binding transcription factor activity. The transcript has 7 exons. The coding region runs from base 215 to 2125 and encodes 636 amino acids.
CCUCCUCCUCGAUUCGCUGUGUGUCGAAGGGCUCGCGCCUGACGGGAACAGUUGCACAAGCGGCAGAGCAAGGACGCCAGACGACGAGAGACUCGCCACAUAAGGAACACGCGUAGACGUACUCGGCGGAAGCAUAACAUAUACCGGAGGCCCACGGUCUCGACUGCUCUGAUCUUGAUUCCUGUUUCGAUAUCUGUCCGGGCCUUCUUAAGCGAUGGACCGCGGCCAGCAGUCCGGUUCCAGACAGGCCACCUACCAGCAGCCACCGAUUUACCACCACCGUCCCAUUCAACCCGCUUUCAACACGGUUCCCCAACAGCAGAGCGGUCUUCCCUGGACGCGGAAUGACCAGACGGUCAAACAAGAAUCUAUGUCAGAACACAGCAAAGACGGUCCCGCCGACGAUGGCAUGCCCUCCACCUCUGACUUCGUCAAGAAGUUAUACAAGAUGCUCGAGGACCAGUCCUUCCAGCACGUCGUGUCAUGGGGCCCCCAUGGCGACUGCUUCGUCGUCAAAGACAUGAACGAGUUCACCAAAUCCAUCCUCCCCCGCAUGUUUAAACACUCAAAUUUCGCCUCCUUCGUCCGUCAGCUCAACAAGUACGACUUCCACAAAGUCAAGAACACGGACGAUAACACGUACGGCGAGCACUCCUGGACUUUCCGCCAUCCUGACUUUCACGCCGACCGUCGCGAUGCGCUUGAGAACAUCAAGCGCAAAGUGCCCGCUCAGCGCAAGAACACUGCCCCUCCUGCGCCACAGACACAUAUGCAGUCGCAGGUCGCGCGUAUGGAGCGUGAGAAGGAGGACAUGCAGGCUCGCAUGCGCACGCUCGAGCGCAACUACCAGGACGUGCUCGUCGAGCUCGUCGGCUUCCAGCGCGGUAUGGCGCAGCAGGACGGCCUCAUGCAAAAUCUUCUGCAAUACGUCCUGCGCAACGACAGCUCCGCACAGCUCGGGUCGAUGUCUGGCCUCGGCACACUCGGCGCAUCGUUGCAUCAAAUGAACGAGCUGUCGCGUCGGGCGACUGGCGGAGGCGGUGGAUGGGGCGAUGUUGGCGGUAAUGCGGACCAGGCGCGUGCACGAAUGCAGGCUGAGAUGGCUCGUGCAGCAGGCCAGAUGGACGGUCAAAUGGGCCAGAGCUCACAGAUGGGCCAAGCCCCGUCCAUGGGCCAGGGCUCGUCGAUGGGCGCAGGUCCGUCGAUGGGUCCAAAUUCUUCGAUGAACGCGCCUCCGAGACAGAAGACGGAGGACGAGGCGGAAGACGAGGUUGUCAUGCCCAGUCUGGGCGGCAGCCCGAGUGCGUCGUUGGACCUUGCGCCCCACCACGAGGGGCUGCAGGUCUACACGGUCGGGCAUCUCAUGCCUCGGUCGGAGAGCGGGUAUGAGCAGGGGCAGGCGGGGCCGAGCAGUGCUGGCGACGCGUCUUCGGGGUCGAAGAAGCUGCGCGUGCGCCGGUCAACGUUCGUCCCCGGCUGGGCAGUACCACCUCGAGUGCUGCUCGUCGACGAUGACGCCGUCAGCCGCAAGCUUAGCAGCAAGUUCCUGCAGAUCUUCGGCUGCGCCAUCGACGUCGCAGUUGACGGCGUCAGCGCCGUCAAUAAAAUGAACUUGGAGAAGUACGACCUCGUACUCAUGGACAUCGUCAUGCCGAAGCUUGACGGUGUAUCGGCGACCUCGCUUAUUCGCAAGUUCGACCAUAUGACGCCCAUCAUCUCCAUGACCGGUAACGCGAAGCCCAACGAGAUCAUGACCUACUACUCGUCGGGCAUGAACGACAUCCUCCCGAAGCCGUUCUCGAAGGAGGGUCUGCUCGACAUGCUCGAGAAGCACCUUAUGCACCUCAAGGUCAUCCAGCAGAUGUCGCGGGCAUUACCGCAGACGGUGUCCGAGAACGCAGACAUCAACUUCGGGCUCGGCGGCUGGGACGACGAUGGGAAGAUCAACCCGCUCGCGGGCAUGGGUCUUACCGACGAGCAGUACAACGCGAUGUUGCAGAACAUCGUCAACGGCGACGCGCUCGCCGGCGACGGAGGCUUCGGCUCCGGGGACAAGCGCGGGCGGGAGGAGGACAGUGACGGAGGCCCCGACGGCAAGCGCCCGCGAUUCGAAGUCAUCGAGUAAGCAGUCGAACGGUCUGCUGGGUGGACGCUUCUCGGUCAUUUUUUCCACGGUGAUUCCUUUUACCGUUGUUUAUCGCUUUCCUCUUUGCUGUUUGUACGCUUUGUGCCACCCACCAACCCGCCCACUCGUCCUAGAUCCCCCCCUCGUUCACGCUCCGCGGCGGACCACGAGUACGCCGCCUUUACGCAUACCAGUAAGCGCGCCCCAUACGGCCGCGCCGUCGACACGCCUAUCUCUACAGAACCCAACGCUACCGAAGCCAGCAGGGAGUGCGCCUACCACCUUUUAGGUAUCGGCGAUAGACACUGUAGCAAUUAUCAGCUCCGUGUAUCAGUAUGAUAAUCUGUCAAGUACACGUCGCAGUCUGUCGUACUUGUACCAUCACUGUACCAUAAUAGAGAACUGCGUCGUAGACUAUUUGCAUCUGUAUGUCAAUAUUUGUAGCCUCCACGUGGGGAAUACUGGAAGUCAUUUACUACC